Molecule: messenger RNA, 4500 nt
Organism: Bubalus bubalis (water buffalo)
Lineage: Eukaryota; Metazoa; Chordata; Mammalia; Artiodactyla; Bovidae
Gene: LRFN5
Product: leucine rich repeat and fibronectin type III domain containing 5
Exons: 7
Coding region: 1982-4135 (717 amino acids)
Molecular function (GO): protein binding
Source: RefSeq, a predicted model, not a curated record
GGGCGCGGGGAGCCGGGGAGCCGGGCCCGCCUUGGCCGCCACCGCAGCGCGGGAGCCAGGCUGCCAGCCCCUCGUCUGAGCCGCGGACUCGCCUGGGAGCCGCGGGCAGCGGGCGGGGCGCUCUGUGCAGUUAGCGCAGGGAGGCAGGCGGCGUGUGCAGAGCGGCCCGAACUGAGGACUCCCGUGUGUGCGUGCGCGCGGGUGUGCAUGUGUUUGCGCGUGCUUUUCCUUCUUCCCUCGAGGAUGGCAAUGGCUUUGCAGCUGGCUGCUCCCCUAGGAUUCUAGACUUUGUGGAGCUCCGGGUUGUGAGCACAACCCACCCAUAUAAUCCAUUUUGCAUGGUCGGUUUCUAUCAGGAGAAAAAGCGCAACUGGACCGGGGGUGGGGCAGACCAAGGAAACCUUCUGGAAAUACAAACAGGCACACACAGCACUCACAGGAGAAAGGACUAAUGAAAGACCUGGGAAGAUGUCUGUAACCUUCCGGCUGGCCCUUCCGUUUUUCAGGAAAGAUUUUGGAUCGUUUCUACCUUUGGAAGUCAUCUUGGCUUUUUUUUUUUUUUUGCAAGCUCUCUUCAGCUAGUAGCGUGCGUGCGUGCGUGUGUGUAUCUGUGUGUAUUUGUGCGCUCACUUGUCUGAUGCAUUUGCUUGUCUUUUAUCCAACUAUCCAGAAGCAAAUGUGUUAACUCGGCGGUGUGCCCUCGAUGUCCGGCUUCUCACAGAGCGCGGAGGACGCCCAAACCCAUUUUUCCAGGCUGGAUUCGGAAGGGCUGCUCAGCUGCGGACCCCUGUUUGUGGAUCGCUUUACUUAGGGACUGGGAAAGCUCCAGUAUUAACCUGCUUCCAGGUACAUCACAAGGUCACCAGAGGGUCUUGCAACCGUCUUGUGUCUGUGCAUCCAGACCUUCCUGUCUCGGCCAGAAGGAUAUUUACAUUUCUGUCUACAUAAUUUGAAGCCAAAAGUUCAGCCUGUCGAGCGGCUUUCUGCACAAUCAAGGUAACAAGAAUUGCCUUUCAAACUGCUUACCAAAAUCCCCGACUCUUCGACUCUUCCUCGCCGGUUCCUGGCUCUCUCCUCUACACCAAAAUGUCACCAGCUCUUGAAUUACGUGGAUUUGGGUUGGAAGAGAACUUGAAGAAAACGUGAUAGAAAGACUAUGCCAGACCCCUCUCUCUGCUGUCCUUGGUUCUGUGGGCAUCGAAGCCGAUCGUGAGAAGGACCAGUACCCUCAUUGCUUUUCCUUCCCGGUGCUGUACUGGGUGUGUGUGUGUGUGUGUGUGUGUGUGUGUGUAUGUGUGCAAGUGUGAAUGCGAGUGCGCGCGCGCCUAGCUGCGAGUGUGUGAGUGUGUGUGCUUGAGUGUGUGUCUGUGUGUGCGUGCGCGGCCGCCCUGCCUCUGCCCGCUCCCCGGGUGCAGAAACGCGGGUUUCAUGGGGCGAUCGCCGCGGAUCCCCCACCCAGCGCGACCUGCGGGCAGCGGAGGCAGUGGCAGGAGCCGCCUCUCGGACUCCCUAGGAUGCGGGUGCUGAGCUAUGGCAAAGGGCAGCGAAGUGACGAGCGAGACCCGCGUACGACUGUGAAAGCCACCUGGAGCCACCUUGCUGGGAUUGUACCUGCUGGCAGAAAGUCUUCCUACGACCGUCUUUCCUCUAGAGGCACCAGCCUGGCAUGCUACAGUCUAUGGGAUCACAGAAGACAUGACCGAGUGACUGAACUGAACUGAUGAAGCACUAGUUGUACUGAUAUAAUUCCUGAGGCAUUGGAAUAUGAAACUUUCUUCUAGGAUAGUCCCUGUAACCAUUCUGCCAGGUGUUUGGGAAGAUAUGUAGUAGCUGAGCACCCUUACUUCUGUCACCAUCCUCAGAAUCAACUUUGGAGAUGCUUUCACCCUGUCCGUCUUCUGCAGCAGCCAGGCAGAGUGCUGACUCCUUCUCUGCAGUGAGGAACUCUUCAGGCUCCAGAAGCUCUUAAAUCUGAUCUACAAUGGAAAAAUUUCUUUUUUAUCUGUUUUUCAUUGGCAUAGCAGUGAAAGCUCAGAUCUGUCCGAAGCGUUGUGUCUGUCAGAUUUUGUCUCCUAAUCUUGCAACCCUUUGUGCCAAGAAAGGGCUUUUAUUUGUGCCACCAAACAUUGACAGAAGAACUGUGGAACUGCGUUUGGCAGACAAUUUUGUUACAAAUAUUAAAAGGAAAGAUUUUGCCAAUAUGACCAGCUUAGUGGACCUAACUCUGUCCAGGAAUACAAUAAGUUUUAUUACACCUCAUGCUUUUGCUGACUUACGGAAUCUGAGGGCAUUGCAUUUGAAUAGCAACAGAUUGACUAAAAUUACAAAUGACAUGUUCAGUGGGCUUUCCAAUCUCCAUCACUUGAUAUUGAACAACAAUCAGCUGACUUUAAUUUCUUCUACAGCAUUUGAUGAUGUCUUUGCCCUCGAAGAGCUGGAUCUGUCGUAUAAUAAUUUAGAAACAAUUCCAUGGGAUGCUGUUGAGAAGAUGGUUAGCUUGCACACCCUCAGUUUGGACCACAAUAUGAUUGAUAACAUUCCUAAGGGGACUUUCUCCCACUUGCACAAGAUGACUCGGCUAGAUGUAACAUCAAAUAAACUGCAGAAGCUACCACCUGACCCUCUCUUUCAGAGAGCUCAGGUCCUAGCAACCUCAGGAAUCAUAAGCCCGUCUACUUUUGCAUUAAGUUUUGGCGGAAACCCUUUGCAUUGCAAUUGUGAACUGCUGUGGUUGAGACGUCUAUCCAGAGAAGAUGACCUGGAGACCUGUGCUUCUCCAGCACUUUUAACUGGCCGCUAUUUUUGGUCCAUUCCUGAGGAAGAGUUUUUGUGUGAGCCUCCUCUCAUUACUCGGCAUACCCACGAGAUGAGAGUCCUGGAGGGUCAAAGGGCAACCCUGAGGUGCAAAGCCAGGGGAGACCCCGAACCUGCAAUUCACUGGAUUUCUCCUGAAGGGAAGCUUAUUUCAAAUGCAACAAGAUCUCUGGUGUAUGAUAAUGGAACACUUGAUAUUCUUAUAACGACUGUGAAGGAUACAGGUGCUUUUACCUGCAUUGCUUCCAAUCCUGCUGGGGAGGCAACACAAACGGUGGAUCUUCAUAUCAUUAAGCUCCCUCACUUACUAAACAAUACGAACCAUAUCCACGAGCCUGAUCCUGGUUCUUCAGACAUCUCCACGUCUACUAAGUCAGGUUCGAAUGCAAGCAGUAGUAACGGUGAUACUAAAAUAAGUCAAGAUAAAAUUGUGGUGGCAGAAGCAACAUCAUCUACUGCACUACUUAAAUUUAAUUUUCAAAGAAAUAUCCCGGGAAUACGUAUGUUUCAAAUCCAGUACAAUGGUACUUAUGAUGACACCCUUGUUUACAGAAUGAUACCUCCUACGAGCAAAACUUUUCUUGUCAAUAACCUGGCUGCUGGAACUAUGUAUGACUUGUGUGUCUUGGCAAUAUAUGAUGAUGGCAUCACUUCCCUCACUGCCACAAGAGUCGUGGGUUGCAUCCAGUUUACUACGGAACAGGAUUACGUGCGGUGCCAUUUCAUGCAGUCCCAGUUUCUGGGAGGCACCAUGAUCAUUAUUAUUGGUGGAAUCAUUGUAGCAUCUGUGCUGGUUUUCAUCAUCAUUCUAAUGAUCCGGUAUAAGGUUUGUAACAACAAUGGGCAACACAAGGUUACCAAGGUCAGCAACGUCUACUCUCAAACAAACGGGGCUCAAAUACAAGGCUGCAGUGGGACGCUGCCCCAGUCUGUGUCCAAACAAGCUGUGGGUCAUGAAGAGAAUGCCCAGUGUUGUAAAGUUGCCAGUGACAAUGUGAUACAACCGUCAGAAACGUGUUCAAGUCAGGACUCCUCUACCACUACCUCCGCUUUGCCUCCUACCUGGACUUCAAGCACGUCUGUGUCCCAAAAGCAGAAAAGAAAGACUGGCACAAAACCAGGUGCCGAACCACAGAGUGAAGCCGUCACAAACGCUGAGUCCCAAAACGUGAACAGGAACAACUCAACUGCCUUGCAGUUAGCUAGUCGACCUCCUGAUUCUGAGGGGCCCGCAUCUAAAAGAGCACAUUCAAAGCCAAAUGCUUUGCCGACUAAUGUUGACCAGAUUGUCCAGGAAACACAGAGGCCGGAGUUAAUCUGAAGAGCACCACUUCUCUCUCUCCUGAAAAAAAUUGCUACUGAUAUUUUUACUGGAUAAAAUUUAAAAAUCGUUCAAUUCACAAAGGCUUAUUGUUGAACUGGUAUCCUAGAAGAAAUUGUCCACAGGAGCCGAAGCAGAAGUCUCUGAUGCCGCAGAACUGGCUCAUCAGACCAUGGUUCAUCCCCUUUUAAAACCAAAUUUUUUUUCUUCUGGCCUACAAGUAUUUUUUUUUAAAGAAGGAAAGGGAAAAAACCUACAUUGGCAUCGAGUUCUGUAUCAAUCCAUGUUACAUUGCCAUCCAUGAUUUAAGACUGUAGAAUCUUGAAUAAUCUAUAUCACUUUAACAAAUAAAUGUUUUACUAUGA